AAUUUUCCUUAAUGUUAUCAAUUACUCCGUAUAUCUUCUUACUUAGUGCUUUGAAAAAUUAACUUUUAAAGCUGCACUUCUCUCUCACCUCCAUUGAAGUAAACUACAAUUCCUCUACUGGCGGUUACUGAGUUUUAUCUCCAUUAUCGAAGCAGCUUCUGAACUUGACAAUGGGAACAUAUCUUAGUAAACCUAAAACUGAGAAGGUGUCUGAAGAUGGUGAAAAUCAUAGAGUCAAAUAUGGGUUGUCAUCCAUGCAAGGGUGGCGUUCAUCUAUGGAAGAUGCGCAUGCAGCUCUUCCAGAUUUGGACAGUUCUACAUCUUUCUUUGCUGUAUAUGAUGGCCAUGGAGGGAAAGCAGUUGCUAAGUUUUGUGCAAAGCUUCUUCACAAGGAGUUACUUAAUGAUGAAGCGUACAUGGAAGGUGAUUUGGAAAUAGCACUCCGUAGAGCUUUUCUCAGAAUGGAUGAAAUGAUGCGUACAAACAAAAAAUGGAGAGAAUUAAUUUGGGAGGAUAGAGAAAAAAAUGAUGGGAUUGAUGAUGAAUUGUUUCUCAUGAGUGGUGAAAAUGAGGCUGAAACUGAUGCGGUAUCAAAUGAGGAGUCUGAUUCUGAUUUGGAGGAACCAACAUCUGGUUGCACGGCAUGUGCUUUAAUAAUCCAAGAUGACAAGUUAGUCGUUGCUAAUGCUGGUGACUCUCGUUGUGUGAUGUCUAAGUGUGGUCAAGCUUAUGAAUUAUCCAAGGAUCACAAACCUGAACUUGAGGCUGAGCAAGAUAGGAUCCUGAAAGCUGGUGGUUUUAUCCAUGGUGGACGGAUAAAUGGAUCCUUAAACUUGACAAGAGCCAUUGGAGACAUGGAAUUCAAGCGUAACAAUGUAUUGCCAGCUGAAGAGCAAAUAGUUACUGCAAAUCCUGACGUAAACACUGUUGAUCUUUCAGAAGAUAUAGAGUUCAUUGUGAUCGCAUGUGAUGGAAUUUGGUAUGCCUUUUGCUUGAUCUAUUGCGGGACUGCAUGUCAAGCCAAGAAGUAGUAGACUUUGUACAUCAACAAUUGAAAUCGCAAACUAAACUUUCUGUCAUAAGUGAACGGCUAUUGGACAAAUGCUUGGCGCCUUCUGUUGGUGGUGAAGGUUGUGAUAAUAUGACCAUUAUUUUGGUUCAGUUGAAGAAAUCUGCAACCUCCAGUUCCGGUGUUGAUACUGAACAUCCUUUUUCUGAUAAGUUACAUGUAAAAAGUUGAAAAUUUUCUUUUCAUAAAAUGAUACACCAGAUUUUCUUUUCCAUUGACUAUGUACUCUGUACAUAGAAGUAUAGUGUAUGCUUUUUUGUUCAUGUUUUUGAUGUCAAACAAAUUGUGGAAGGGUUGCUAAUUGAAGAUGUAGUGUAAGCAGAAAUACCGUUUACAUCUCAGGUGAAUUCACUUAGUUGAAAUAGUUUAUACUACAUACAAUGUUACUAUCACACUGUACUUCCAACUACGUGUAUUUGUUCAAUUUA
Chenopodium quinoa (quinoa) is the source of this 1497-nucleotide messenger RNA. RefSeq names its product probable protein phosphatase 2C 21. The record is from RefSeq and is a predicted model, not a curated record. Lineage: Eukaryota; Viridiplantae; Streptophyta; Magnoliopsida; Caryophyllales; Amaranthaceae. The transcript is spliced from 11 exons. Gene Ontology annotation, molecular function: cation binding; protein serine/threonine phosphatase activity. Gene Ontology annotation, biological process: protein dephosphorylation. The coding region runs from base 171 to 1031 and encodes 286 amino acids.